Staurois parvus is the source of this 546-nucleotide messenger RNA. Lineage: Eukaryota; Metazoa; Chordata; Amphibia; Anura; Ranidae. The record is from the annotation of a GenBank genome assembly.
AUGAGCUCCAGACAAGUUAUGAACACGUCCUUCAACCCUCUACGGAUUGUCAACACAUAUGGAGCCUUUGGCAGCAUCACCAAGGAUCGGACUGAGGUGAUCAUUCAAGGAACGUCCAGUCUGGACCCCAGUGACCCUAAUGCUGUGUGGGAGGAAUAUGAGUUUAAAUGCAAGCCAGGAAAUCUGACACGGCGCCCCUGUGUGAUCAGCCCCUAUCACUACCGCCUGGACUGGCUGAUGUGGUUUGCCGCGUUUCAGACCUAUGAACAGAACGAGUGGCUAAUACACUUGGCUGGGAAGCUGCUUGCCAAUGAUGAAACCGCAACUUCACUUCUGGCCGUCAACCCCUUCCAGGACAAGGCUCCGCCUAGAUGGAUCCGGGGAGAACAUUACCGGUACAAGUUCAGCCGUAUAUGGGGCACACACGCCUCCGAGGGCAAGUGGUGGAUUCGGAAAAGGAUUGCACAAUAUUUCCCGCCACUGAAUCUGGCGGGCCUGGAGAAAUAUUUCAAGUCACGCUCUUGGCCCCUGCCUUCUCCAUCCUGA